Meloidogyne enterolobii is the source of this 908-nucleotide messenger RNA. The record is from the annotation of a GenBank genome assembly. Lineage: Eukaryota; Metazoa; Nematoda; Chromadorea; Rhabditida; Meloidogynidae.
UUUAAUACAAUGUUUACUUGUCCUGGAUUUUGUGGAGGGCAAUAUGUUCAUGGUGAUGAAGCUUAUCAAUAUCCUGAUUCUAUGAUUGUUAGACGUUGUUUCAAACGCGUAGAGCAUCAAAAAUCUAUUAGCAGCAAGAACAGUGAACUUGACGAUUCUGUAAGCAGUGGAAGCAAAAAACAAUCAAUUGCUGAUGAUUCUUCAAUUUCUACCCAACAUUUUUCUCCUACCUUGUCUAAUCAUGAAAAAUGUUUAUCAGGCGAUGAGAAGAAGGAAGAAAGACAAAAGAGUCGUUCAAUGCGAUUUGUUAGUAGAAUAACAAAUGAAGGAGGAGGGAUAACUGGAACGGCAAAAAAACGUUCAGCUCGUUCUCCUUGUAGACAACUCAUUGAAUCUGAACAGAAAGGUUGGCAGUCACAAGAUGGAUGUGCUUCUGAAUUAUUAAACAACCAAACAGCUCCAAGGAAACAAUGUCGUUCUAGCCUUGAUACAAUUCAAAAUGAUUAUGAAGAAGAAAUUAUUGUUGAAAAACCUCCAGGUUUGGAUGUUCACUGUCCAACUGAAUCGCUUCGUGGAAUUUACCCAAAUGAGAAACUUGCUCCUCGUUAUGGAAUUGAAGAAAUUAUUCGUGAAGCUUUUCAUAAAAAUCUUGUUAAAGAUUUAUAUAAUACUCGAAGAAUGUCACAACCCAGAGAUGGUCCACUCGUCCCAAAAGCAACAAUUGAUCGACCAAAUGCAAAUGGACCUUUCUGUUUGUUGAGACGGUCUGACGAACAUGUUGGUGUUUUUGGAGUUCAGGAAAUUGACAGAGCUUAUAAAAACAAAGAUAUUGACGUUUCAUUUAAGGUAUUUUAAUUUUUGUUUUUGUCGUCACUCGUUGUAUUGAUGAAUCUAUUUCUUCUGAUGUU